Messenger RNA from Saccostrea echinata, 2134 nucleotides. RefSeq lists its product as uncharacterized. The transcript has a single exon. The record is from RefSeq and is a predicted model, not a curated record. Gene Ontology annotation, cellular component: nucleoplasm; chromatin. Gene Ontology annotation, biological process: positive regulation of DNA-templated transcription. NCBI's taxonomy places the organism in Eukaryota, Metazoa, Mollusca, Bivalvia, Ostreida, Ostreidae. Gene Ontology annotation, molecular function: ubiquitin-protein transferase activity; zinc ion binding. The coding region runs from base 64 to 2127 and encodes 687 amino acids.
UAGUGAAUAUCUAUUGAAUAUGACUUAAUCGUAGAACAUUGAUAUGAGGAAGAAUAAUGAUCGAUGGCUACGGCAAGUGAUAUAGAUCUGAGGCAUGAAGGAACUGUAUUUGAUUGCCCAAUAUGUCUAGAGAGGUUAAAAGUUCCCAAAUAUCUUCCAUGCCUACACACAUUUUGUGAACAGUGUAUUCACUCAUAUAUUGAAACAUGUGUUGGAACAUCAAGAAACAGUGAUGCACAAACCUUGAAUUUUGAAUGUCCUGUAUGUCGACAAAAAGUUGUUGCUCCGGAGGCGGAUAUUACGCCAGAGAAUUGGGCAAAUAAACUUCCAUUAAAUCACAUACUGAUAUCACUGCUGGAUAACAAAGACAAAUUGACAUCUACCUGUGAUCAAGAGGAGAGUGUUUUAUGUGAACCAUGUAAACGUGUCAAAGAGAGAAAAAAUGCCAAAUUUUACUGCAGUAAUUGUGAUGAUAGUCUUUGUGAAACCUGCUUUUCAUACCUUCACAGACGCAUUCCUCAUUAUAAAAAUCAUACCAUUACAAAUAUCUCUGCAUCUCCACAUAAGAUAUUCUCAAGUUCCAUAUUAGAAGUUGAUCACUGUAGUAUUCAUAAAAAUAAACCUUUGGAUUUUUACUGUUUUGAUCAUGAAAAACUGGGUUGCUGUGUUUGUUUUAAUGCAGUGCACCAAAAUUGCAUGAAUGUUAAAUCUGUGGAUGAAGUUGUAGAGAAAGUAAAUCCAGAACAUAUUGAUACUAUUUUCGCAACAAUGAAAGCAAAGACAGAAUCUGAAAUUCAGAAAAUGAACAGAAACUUAGAUCAUCUCAAAGACCAGCAUAAGAGGAUUCAAACAGAUGUAGUUUGUCUUGUAGAAGAAGUAAAGAGCAAGUUAGAUGGACUUCAAAACAAGUUUCUGAAAGAUUUUGAAGUGACACAUGAAAAUGAAAAGUCCAAAUUGUCAAAUACACAGAUGUGUCUUGAAAAUUUUUUAGAAACUCUUACAAGAUCAGCUAAGACACUAAGGGCUACCAGCAGUGGCUCUAAAAGACAGAUGUUUCUCACAGCUGAGUGGAUAAAGACACAACUACUUAAAGAUUUAGUAGACAUUGAAAAACAGAACAAACAUCAAGGUCAUGUGGAAUAUGAAUGGGAAGAAGAUUCAGUGCUGAAAAGCAUAAAGAACAUUGAUACUGUUUUUAAUGUUCAAGUAAAAAAGGAUAGAAGAAGCAUCAUUCCGGAACUGAGAAAGGGAGUGGACUCUUUGAAGAGUAUACAUGUAAUAAGUUUACCAAAACCAAAGACAUCACCGAUGAAAGAUCCAGCAUCGAUUACGGUGAAUCAUGUGGCAUCAUAUUGCGUCAAAUGCCUGGAAGAUACAGUCACACCCUGGAUUACAGGAGGGGUGUUCCUUGAGAAUGGAUCAUUGAUUAUUGUUGACAAACAUAAUCACUCAGUAAAGGAGGUGUCUCCAAUGGGAUCUGUCAAAGUUUUGUUUUCCAAGAAAAUGGAAGACAUCAGAGGGAUAUGCAGCUUUGGGAGAGAUGAGAAAAUAUUUGUUUCCAUUGGUGAAAACAUCUCUGAAUUUUCAGUCUCUCCAAGUUUUAAAUAUUUAAAAGAUUUUAAAACUGAAAAAAUGGAAAUGUAUCAACUGAUGUUAAUGAAUGACUGUAUCUACGCUCAUACAGGAAACCCAUGGUGUGUAAGAGUAAUUCAGAAAGAUGGAACAAUUUCAAAAACUCUGAGUGGUAGUAAUUGUGGAUUUGGAUUUUUCACCCUCUCCUGCAAUGCAAAAACAAUUAUUUAUUCAAAAUCAGGCUCUGUUAUAUGUGAUGAAAUUAAUAGUGGUGAAGAGGUUUUUCACUGUUCACAAACUCAAACCAGAAUUGCAAGGAAAGGUGCUAAAGGAAUUGGUGUUGAUAUUUAUAAUAAUAUUUAUGUUUGUGACUGUAAAGAAGGGUCUGUUGUACAGAUUUCUAAAGAUGGUCAGCAGAUCAGAAGAAUUUUACCAGCUUUGCAUGUUAUCAAGAAACCAUAUGCACUGUGUUUUGAUAAGAUUGGGAAGAAAUUUUUCGUUAGUUCAUGGCUAGAGACUCAUAGUAUGAUUGAAGUGUAUGAAUUAAACUUGUAAGCUGAUA